AGAUGGACGACCUCCAGGAUCAGUUCUCUCCGGGCUCCGCGCGGUCGGCCAGUCGUCGCUCGAGUCGCGUGUUGGCAUCGCGCAAGUCGAGCAUCCGGGUGUCGAAGGCUGGUCUACGAUCUAGCAACAACCAGAGGAGCAACAGGGUAUCGCUCGUCAGUCAGAACCGCAUGAGUGCCGUGUCUUCCGCAACAACGUCUCUUCUCUCUUCCAGCUUUGUCCCUCCUGUCCCUCGCAUUCCUCAUACAGACUCUUUGGGGAUCAUCACCACUGGCCUCUCCAGUCACAACUCUGCAUACACUUCCGAUUUCUCGCCCACGUCCGAGAGUCGUGCACUCGCACAAGCCCAAAGAGAUCUCUGCAACAUGCUUGGUAUAUCCAUCCAAGAUAUCAAGCCUCAAGGUAGAAGGUCGUCCAUGGUUGUCUCUCCGGUGUCGCCAAGGCCAUCAGCAGCCUCUGCCGCUCGCUCUCGAAGGACUUUGUCCGAUGUCACUGGAAACCGUUUGGCGAAAGGUCUCGCGGUGUUGGAACCCUUUGUCGAUCUUACGAAGAACGAUCGUGAACAUGUAUUAGCAACUCUUGGUAUUAUUGACCCAUGAGGCCUCCGACAUCUGUUCAUCGCUAUUUAUACAUCAUAUUUAUCUAUGACCAUGACGCCCUU
This is a messenger RNA of Heterobasidion irregulare TC 32-1, 661 nucleotides long. RefSeq lists its product as uncharacterized. NCBI's taxonomy places the organism in Eukaryota, Fungi, Basidiomycota, Agaricomycetes, Russulales, Bondarzewiaceae. The annotation marks the transcript as partial. The transcript is spliced from 3 exons. The record is from RefSeq and is a predicted model, not a curated record.